This is a messenger RNA of Rhizopus microsporus ATCC 52813, 687 nucleotides long. RefSeq names its product polyubiquitin 5. The record is from RefSeq and is a predicted model, not a curated record. Gene Ontology annotation, cellular component: cytoplasm; nucleus. Lineage: Eukaryota; Fungi; Mucoromycota; Mucoromycetes; Mucorales; Rhizopodaceae. Gene Ontology annotation, molecular function: zinc ion binding; ubiquitin protein ligase binding; protein tag activity. Gene Ontology annotation, biological process: modification-dependent protein catabolic process; protein ubiquitination. The coding region runs from base 1 to 687 and encodes 228 amino acids. The transcript has a single exon.
AUGCAAAUCUUUGUCAAGACACUUACUGGAAAGACAAUUACUUUAGAAGUCGAAUCUUCUGACACUAUCGACAAUGUAAAACAAAAGAUUCAAGACAAGGAAGGUAUUCCUCCUGAUCAACAACGUCUCAUCUUUGCUGGUAAACAACUCGAAGAUGGUCGUACCCUAAGCGACUAUAACAUUCAAAAGGAAUCUACUCUUCACUUGGUCCUUCGUCUCCGUGGUGGUAUGCAAAUAUUUGUCAAGACACUUGCUGGAACGGCAGUUUUGUUAGAAGUCAACUCAUCUGAUACCGUUGAUAUUGUGAAAAGCAAAAUUCAAGAAAAGGAAGACAUUCCGCCAAAUCAACAACGUUUAAUCUUUGCUGGCAAACAACUCGAAAAUGGUCAUACUCUGAAUGAAUAUAACAUCCAAAGUGAAUCUAUUAUAGAUCUUCUCCUAAGUCUACGUGGUGAAAAUAAUGAAGAACAAAAAAAGAAAAAGAAAACUAGAUGCGCCUUCGAAUCUUGUUCUGAUAAACCGGUAAAGAUCAUUGGUGAUUGUAGAUAUUGUCAAUCCAAAUUCUGUGCACGUCAUCGUUUACCUGAAGAUCAUCGCUGUGAAAACCUGACAAGUUGUAGACAAGCUGCUCAUGAAAGAAAUAGUAUAAAAUUACUAUCUGAACGUUGUGUUGCAAGCAAAGUGUAA